This is a messenger RNA of Schistosoma spindalis, 6650 nucleotides long. The record is from the annotation of a GenBank genome assembly. NCBI's taxonomy places the organism in Eukaryota, Metazoa, Platyhelminthes, Trematoda, Strigeidida, Schistosomatidae.
AUUGAAUGAAGAUUUAAGCGCCUAACAUGGUAGUGGUCCAAGGUCGCUCUGGAUGAUUGCAAAUAUUUCUAAAUACGAUGGGGAUAAGGAGACUCCUCCGAAUCCGGAAGAUCUGCGGUCUCUACCUGACUUUGCUGCACUUUGUUCUUUCCUGACGUUUUUUGGCUCUGAUCUCGGUAUUCACCUUACGUUCCCACAGUUACAUGAUUUCCUCGCUCUUCAAAAUUCAGCAAAAACAAAAAUAUGGGAGACUCUUCACGUCAAAUUGCUCAAUAAGUUAAAAUACCGCGCUCGUCCUGAUCGUUGGGAACCAGUUUUGGGUCGUUUCUUGCUUAGUCAUGGUCUUCAUAUUGAUGGAAUUCAAACAGCUGCUGAGCUUCUCUUAAACAGUGAAUGUGGAAAUAAUGAAAAACUGGAUGUAUUCAUUCAAGAGUCAUCUGGAUAUGUUUCUAGUUACUACAGGCUCUCUCCUAACGUUCGUGUCAAAACUCUCCUCUGUCUUUUGGAAACUCAGUUUGAUCGGAAUCAGCCUUUCAAAGAUAAGGCAAAUCUACGCUCUCCUGUCGAUAUACGAUUUCCUCCCUUGGGGAUUGAUGUUUGGGGUAGAAGCUAUUGGCUUCUGAAGGAUUCAGAUAUAAAUAUUUACUUAUACAGGGAAGAUCAUCAGGAAAACAAUUUCCAGUUGUUGUGUGAAUCUUUUGACGACGUUCGUGGUCUCAUCGAGGAAUUGAAAAAAGCCUUUUCGGAAGAUGAAAAGCUGGAAAGUAUUUUUAAGAAAAAGCAGGCUUCAGACAGAUCAAAUCUGAAAUAUCAUUGGACAAACUUGAUACAGGAUGAUGUAGCCUCUCCAGAACUGGAAAUUUCAAAAAAUGACGAGGAUUCUGUCGUUUCACCGCUACCGCAGCCAAAUGAUUGCUUAAAACCCGCAAUUACACCACCAUCAACUCCGACUUGUGAUCAGAAACCAAAUAUUCAUUCGGUCGACAUGUUAUUAGCAAUUUCAAAGAUUGAGCAUUCAGUCAAAACCGAAAGUCAAGAAAAUGAUGGGUUAAGUGAAGAAUUGGUUUCUAGUGACAGAGGAAAAUCAGAUGAUCAAAAUCAUAAUGUUAUUCACGAAUAUGAAGUGGAAAAAAAAUGUCUUGAUGCAAACAUAGAAUAUCACAUCAAGCAAGAAUGUACCGCUGAACAAAUCCUAAGACCAGAAGAUUAUGGCAAUGAACAUACAAACCAAGAUUCCGAGUCGUCAGCUGUGGAACCGUGUACUACUGUUUUAUCAAAGAAGUCUAGGAAAAAUAGCUCCAUCAAGAGCUCAGAAAUUCUUGCUAACGAACAGGAUUUACGACGCAGUAGUAGGCAACGUAAGCCUGUUCAGGUAUUUAAUAUCCAACCAUCUCAGACUAAACGUCCAAAAUUAUCAACCCCUGUUUCAAAUUCAUUACACAAGGUCAAUAACGAAGACGAAAAAACUAAAAAGCAGAAAAUACCUGUCGUAAAAAUACAUCUCACUGCAAAUGGCCAUGUGGUGAACAAAAAUCAAAAGCGAAAAAAGAAACGUCAUCGUAAAAAACCUCGAAAGGGUUCAAAUCCUUGGAUUUAUGGAACAUCUUCUAGUGACUCAGAUGGUGAAGAUGAUUCAUUUGAAAAUGCGCUUAUGCAACACUUAAAUGUAGAUAGCGAUGAAUCAAAUCUUCAUUCACCGAAAAAACAAGGCAAAAACAUAAAUCCUGAGUGGUCAGAUGCGCCUGAAAGUGAUUUCGACCCAAAUGGUUUGGAUAUUCAAAGUGAUGCUGAUAGUGUAACCGAUGGACGGAACUUGGCCAGGCAAAAACGUUUACAAAAGAAGUUUGAAUUAGAUCCAAAUACUAAUUGCAAUGCAGACGAAAAGGAAGAACCGUGUCAGGUUUGCUUUAAGUCACAUUUACCCGAUUGGAUGUUGUUAUGCGACCGAUGCGAUUUGGGACAUCAUGCUAUGUGUCUCUCACCCCCUUUACAUAUUAUUCCAGAAGGUGAUUGGUUUUGUCCUCGUUGUCAACACGCUACUCUGAUAUCAGCUUUAAACGAAACUAUUACUGUUCUUGAGGCUGAAUCGAAGAAGCGAAAUAUUUGGAAGCGUAUGCAAGAGCGCUUGAAUUUUGUUAAUAUCAGUAUGACGAACAUUUUAGGAGAUGAUGAUAGUGAUUUUCAUGAGCGUAAAAACAAGAAAGGAAAAGUACUGCGUAAUACUCAAAAGAACAAUGUCAAAUAUGCUUGUGAUGACUCGUAUAGUGAUGAAGAAAAUGAAGAUAUUGCUUCUGUAUCCCAUUCGGAUUCUAAAAAUACUAACUCCAACACUGACUCUGGUGUUGACGGCAGGUCUCAAGGAAAUCCAACUAGGCGUCGUCGUCAAGUUCGGCCAAAAUCGAAGACUCAGUUUUCCAGACCACGCCGUGUAAACUUCCGAGAAGAAACGUCUGAAGAAUCAGAGUCAAUCGAGUCUGACUAUGAACCACUUCCUUGUAGAAAUACUCGCCAACGCCAAGUUAGGUAUAAAGUGAGCGAAGCAUUCAAAGAGCUAGAUGAAGCACUAGAAGCUGACGAAAAAUAUCAAGAAGAAAAGCAGCGCAAACUAAAACGAAAGACUAGUGAACACUAUAACAACACUGAUGGUGAAAAUGUUAUCGACGAAGAAUGUGAGCUUAACGGUCAUACACCUAAGUGUUCACGUGGAAAAGACCUAUCGAAUAUCUUGGGGCCGGAUUGGAAAGAAUUCGAAGAAGAUAGCAGUAUGCGAUCUCGUCGUAAAAAGCGUCGCAUUGCUGAUCUGUCUUCUAGUUCUUCUUGCGAAUAUUCGAAUGAAAAUUCAGUAGAUAGUAAAACAAGACGGAGUUGUCGAACGAAGGAUGAAGAUUUUAAACCAUCAUCUUCUGAAGUGUCAGAAAGUGAAGAUGAUAUCGACUCUCGGAAGCAUAUUUCAAGUGAUGAUUUUGAACAAUUGUCAAGUGAUAAUAGUUGGCUUUCAACUGCACGACACAAAUCUCGUUCGUCACGUGGAAAUACUCGAAAAAAGAAAAGAUCAUCCAACUAUUCUUACCGGUCUCGAAAACCCGUCCCUUGUUUUGAAGACAGUGAUGAAGGAUCUGAUCGUGCAGUAUUACGGACUAGAAGACAGAAGCUCGCCUAUGGUGGAAAUUCGGCUCUAUCUAAACGUUCUGGAGUAACUGCCUGGUUGAAAACUGUAUGUUACCACCGAAUACGAGUACUGAAGCAGUUUUUCUGAAACCACGUGCACCAUUCAAACUGGCUGCCUUCAACGUUCGCACACUUAUGCAGGUCGGACAACAGAUAGGGCUGGCUAUGUCUUUGAAAAGUCUUGAUAUUGACGUGUGUUGUCUAUCCGAGACCCGUAUCCAAGACUCUGGUGAAGUACUACAAGUUCGCUCUCCAUCUGUCACUUCAAAAAGCUUGUUUUAUGUGCGUUUAUCCGGGGACCCUGUGGCAUCUUCGUCUGGUUUUGCUGGCAUUGGUGUCGCACUAAGCGCAAGAGCUGAGGCAGCACUAAUCGACUGGAUCCCCAUUAACAGUCGGUUAUGUGCUGUUAGAUUAGAAAGUUCCAUCAAAGUGAGAAGAAAUCGGCGUGAGGAACGAUGUCUUUUCGUCAUCUCCGCCUGUGUUCCGACAGAUUGCAGCCCGGAUGCAAUCAAGGAUGAAUUCUACCACCAGCUAACUGUUCUUCUCCAGAAAGUGCGUUCGCCAGAUAUUGUAGUAUAAGCCGGAGACUUGAAUGCUCAGGUCGGGCGUCUAGGCACAGAAGAGAGUCGUUUAGGUGGCCGAUGGGGACUCGUUGGUCCCAGAACAGAUAACGAGGAACGUCUACUGCAGCUAUUCACAGACCACAACCUGUUUCUGGCUAGCACUAACUUUCGGCACAGUCAUCGCCGAUGUGCCACCUGGCGUCCUCCUUCUGCAUCUCAAGCCUGGACUCAGAUUGAUCACAUCGCGAUCAGCUACCGCUGGCGCGGUUGUGUACAAGACUGCCGCUCCUUUUGUAGUACCUAUCUGGAAUCUGAUCAUGCCCUGGUCUGCGCCAAAGGAUUGAUGUUAGCAAGCUGGCUGCAACUUCUGUUGCUAGUAAGUACCGAACCGAGCUAGCUUCUAGGCUAGCUACCAUUCCACCGAAAAGUAUAGAUGAGCAUUGGUUGCAAUUGCAUGACGCCAUGAAAAUGGCGGGUACAGUCUGUUGUGGGUUUGCGAAACGUCCCGCUUACAAGCACUGGGUUUCUUCUGGUUCCUUACAACUGAUUGAAGCCCGUCGGUCUACUCCGGGUGACCGUGAGUUUGACCACAGACGAAGGAUGUUACGUAAUGAAAUUGGGCAAAGCUUGCGUAAGGACCGAGAAGCCUGGUGGUCGGAGCGUGCUAACGAGCUGGAAGCAGCAGCUGCAUCUGGUAAUUACCGGAAGCUCUUCCAACUCAUCCGAGCCACUGUCAGCAAGAAGUCUGGUGUGAGCGAAACAAUCUGCGAGGAUGACGGAACGGCAAUCAUUAACAUUCAUAGAGGUCAUGGGCGAUGGGCAGAAUUUUUCGAAGGGCAGUUCAACUGGCCUGCUGCUCUGGCAACAUCGGUCAAACCUUUAGUAUGCGGAUGAUAUUGUCUUACUGUGCGAGAAUGCCCAAGCCAUGCAAUCCGCACUUAAUCAGUUGGCAAUCAAUGUCCGUAGGUAUGGUAUGUGCUUUGCACCUUCGAAGUGCAAAGUUCUUCUACAAGACUGGUAGGAUCCUAAUCUUGUACUCACUCUGGAUGGUGAGCAGAUUGAAGUAGUCGAGAAGUUCGUGUAUCUAGGUAGCUGCAUAAGUGCUGGUGGUGGCGUGAGUGAUGAGAUCAAUGCACGUAUAGUGAAAGCCAGAGCGGCUUAUGCCAAUCUGGGCCAUCUUUGGCGCCUUCGUGAUGUUAGUCUGGCUGUAAAAGGUCGGAUCUACAACGCGACGGUGAGAGCAGUUUUGCUCUAUGCUUGUGAAACCUGUCCUCUCCGAGUUGAGGAUGUUAGACGACUCUCUGUGUUCGAUCAUCGCUGUCGCCGAAGGAUUGCUAACAUCCAGUGGCAACACCAUGUUAGUAAUGCAAAGGUUCGGCAUCGUGUGUUCGGGCACAGAGACGAUAAUGCAAUUGGUGUCACCAUCUUGAAACACCGACUUCGGUGGCUUGGACAUGUUCUACGAAUGUUGUUCCAGAGAAUUCCUCGUCGUGCAUUAUUUGCCGACUCUGGGACUGGUUGUGAAAAGCGGAGAGGUGGUCAGUAUAUGACAUGGUGUCGUGGUAUGAAAGAAAGCUGCAAAGGGCUAGCUUCUGUUGGUCCUUCACGACUCCCUGGUUGGGGUCCGAGAGACGGUGCAACACAUUGGCUAGAGACGUUAUCAGAUAUGGCUCAGAAUAGAAGCCAAUGGCGAUCCUGCUGUAACCUUUUACUUACUUCAUAAAAAGUGGUUGCUUCUUACUUAACUGUGUACCCGAACUGUUGUUAGUUACCGUGAAUCAAACGAUGAAACAACAGAUAAUUCUGAACACAAUUUUUCGGAAAUUCCUGUUACAAGUAAAUGUAAAAUUCGUAGAGUGUUAGAUGAUGAAGAGGAAGAAAAAGAAGAGGAUGUUGAAACCAAUAAAACCAAUGCUGACCGGUCUCCUACUCCAAUAUCUGCCAGUCUAAAAAUAAAACGUUCCCAGUCUAAUCGCACAGUUUUAAAGUAUUCUUCUGAUAGUGAUUAUCAACCGUGUGAAGAUGAUGAUGAUGAUGAUCAAGAGGAGAACAGUCAAGAUGAUAGUGAUUCUCUAACGACGAACAGAAAAAUUCCACCAACAAAUAUCUCUAUAAAAUCAAAAGGUAUUAUUAAAUCACAAUCAGAUGAAUCAAAUCACCAACAUUCAACUUCAGAAUUAAUCAUCUCCGAAACAAGUGAUAUCGAUAAUUCACUUUUCAAAGAUAAUGUGAAAUCGGUUUCUGUCGAAUCAGGUGGCUGUAAAGUUGAACCAACAGACAAUAUUAUGGUAAACUCAUUUGAUACAUCUAAAAAUCAUUUAAAUGGAAAUAAUUAUGAAAAUGAUGAAGAAGUAGAAGAUGAGGCUGAUGAAUGUCUACCAGUUCGUAAUUUAUCGCAUAUUUCUCCUCAAUUUGACAAGCAAAUUAUUGAAAAUAAACCUUGUGUUUCUCCGGAUAUUUUUUAAAGUUUACAUUUAUUUAUAAUUAUGUUCUUUGUUGUAUGUUUAUGAAUAAUGUUAAUUUUGUAUAUUUUCCAUUUUGAUUGACAUUCAGGGAGAUUUUUGUAGUGGUCAGUAGUUUUAAAAGUUGCCAAGUAAUCAAUAACUAAAGUUCAAUGUAAAAUUUUUACCUGUCCUACAAUAAUCUAUACUCCUUAUUAUCUUAUUGUACAUAGUUGAAUCCUGUCGAUUUAUUUAUGUGUUGUUCAUUCGUUUAUUUUUAAUGUUUAGUUGCCUUUUCGGCAGUAUGAUAAUUUUUCAUAAUAAUGAAAAGCAUUUAACUACGUUUAAACACCAUCAAUGGAUACAAAAAAAUUUUUUAUAAUGAGUAAAUGGUUUGAUUUUUCUUUUUGUGAGAUUGUUAUAUAACUGCUUUUUUUUCCUUUUCGUAAAAUUUCACAAAAGAUUUCCCAUAUUACUU